This is a messenger RNA of Maylandia zebra (zebra mbuna), 1781 nucleotides long. Its product is annotated as homeobox protein OTX2. Gene Ontology annotation, cellular component: nucleus. NCBI's taxonomy places the organism in Eukaryota, Metazoa, Chordata, Actinopteri, Cichliformes, Cichlidae. Gene Ontology annotation, molecular function: DNA-binding transcription factor activity, RNA polymerase II-specific; RNA polymerase II cis-regulatory region sequence-specific DNA binding. The record is from RefSeq and is a predicted model, not a curated record. Gene Ontology annotation, biological process: multicellular organism development; regulation of transcription by RNA polymerase II.
AAAGGUUUACCGCAGGCACAUAAAUCCUUCACAGGCCCAUGACCAAAAACCGAGCGCCUAACAACUGAACAUGAUGUCCUAUUUGAAGCAACCGCCCUACACGAUGAACGGACUGAGCUUAUCUACCUCAGGAGUGGACCUGCUGCAUCCUUCCGUGGGAUACCAAGCAACCCCCCGCAAACAGAGAAGGGAGAGGACGACCUUCACUCGGGCCCAGCUCGACGUGCUGGAGAAUCUGUUCGCCAAGACUCGGUACCCGGACAUCUUCAUGAGAGAGGAGGUGGCCUUAAAGAUCAACCUGCCUGAAUCCAGAGUGCAAGUGUGGUUUAAAAACCGACGGGCCAAACAUCGCCAGCAGGCCCAGCAAACCCAGACUGGCGUGCAGAACAAGGCUGUCAGCAGGCCGGUGAAAAAGAAAGGCUCGCCAGUCCGAGAGGCCAGCUCAGAGAGCGGAGCCAGCGGCCAGUUCACGCCGCCUUCGAGCACAUCAGUCCCGGCUGUGAGCAGCAGUGCUGCUCCCGUGUCCAUCUGGAGCCCUGCUUCCAUCUCCCCGCUCUCAGACCCACUGUCUACCUCCUCCUCCUCCUGCAUGCAGCGCUCGUACCCCAUGACUUACACCCAGGCGACGGGCUACAACCAGGGUUACACGGGCUCCUCGUCCUACUUCACGGGGAUGGACUGCAGCUCCUACCUUUCGCCCAUGCACCACCAGCUCUCCGCCGCAGGCUCUGCCAUGAGCCCCAUGAGCAGCAACGGGGUGUCUAGCCACCUGAGCCCGGCGUCGUCCCUCUCCUCCUCGGCGUAUGGACCAGCGGGGCUCGGGUUCAGUGGCUCUGCAGACUGCCUGGACUACAAGGACCAAACAGCCUCCUCGUGGAAGCUCAAUUUCAACGCGGACUGUCUGGAUUACAAAGACCAAUCAGCGUGGAAAUUCCAAGUGUUGUGAGGGGUACGAAAUAAAUGGACAGCUGUCGUUAACUGCAGACUGUACAGGCAAAUUAAAGCCCAAGGUUUGGAGAGGCAAGUGUGGCGUUUCCCCCCCUCACACACCACCACGACCACAGGCCCUAACUUCUACCUCGGGGCAAAGCAUAGACGAGGACUGGCGGGCGGCUGUCUCGCGUGUUGGGCUAACUUAUUAAAAAUACACUGACUUCUUAACUUUGAUCAAGGGAACGGAACAAAUUUGUUAACCAAAAGUGAGGAAAAGGAUCAAGAGAUCGAAAGAUCCGAAUCCUAACUUGGUUGAGUUUGAGGGACAUGGUCAUGUUUUCUCCUUAGCUACUUAAAGACUCCCUUCUUGUCUUUUUUUUGUUUUGUUUUUAUUAUUAAUUUUGCUGGAUCGCUGAAGAGCCCCUUUGAUGAAAACGCUGCGCAGGAGAACGUGUGCUUGCGCUGUGAGUGAGUGAGAGCAGCUCUGAACAUAAACCUGGAUGCACUAUUUAAUUUAUGAGAAAAUAUGUGGAAGUUACGAGACAAUCAGUCCAUGUGCGUGUGAGCAUAAAAUCCCUGAUGUGUUUAUUUUGCCCUUGUGUCUGUAUUUUUUUUGUACAACCUGUAUGCAAUUGCGCUUUGCGCAAAACCCGUGUGCCACGAGCCAGCUGUGAAUUUGAUAGUUUUUUUAAUGUCUCGGGUGUUGUUGAUAAAUUAUUAUAAGGAGAUAUUAGUUAAAAUAGGGAGUGCACGAUGAAUGAAGCAAGCAGUGAGGAAUUUCACUCGAGCUGUAAAGGGCGGGGGGUGGGGUGGGGGGCAACAAACGAACACACUAAAAUCCCAAUAAA